This is a messenger RNA of Exophiala oligosperma, 1892 nucleotides long. RefSeq lists its product as uncharacterized. Bases 1 to 1737 code for a protein of 578 amino acids. NCBI's taxonomy places the organism in Eukaryota, Fungi, Ascomycota, Eurotiomycetes, Chaetothyriales, Herpotrichiellaceae. The record is from RefSeq and is a predicted model, not a curated record. The transcript is spliced from 2 exons.
AUGGCUUCUCUAACUCCUCACGAGGACGAGAGUCGUGCCAGGACUCCUGAAGAGGACGAAUGCGGGUUUUACUCAAAGAAACGAUAUGCCUAUAUCCUCGAUCUCUUCCGCGAAGGUCAAGAUCGAGACCUAGCCCUCAAGGCACCCAAAACCCCGUUUUCUACUUCGACCUAUGACCUCCGUCGAAGAGUGUUUACCUAUGCCCACUUUGCAGGUAGUUGCGAUGACAAGAGCUCGUCUGAGGAAGAAUAUGACCCUGCCACCGAAAAUCGCCGCAGACCAACAAAAAAUACCGGUCGCCCUAGCGGAAGUCAGCGCAGUCCACGUGUCAGAACUCAUGAUGAAGCCGGAAUCGCUGGCGAUGCCGGUGGUCUUUCGAAGCGGCAGAAGAUAGUCCCACUGAAGUUCCGUGCUGAGAGCUCCAAGGAAUUUCUAAGAAACUUACGAUCUCAACAGAUUCCCUCAGGCAGAUCUAAAAAUUCGUGCCAGAUUGACGACAUUGGUCAUCUUGUCACCCCCCAGGCGCCACAUGAUCAACUUACUGGACUUCGGGUUGAACCGCAAGACUCGUAUCUUUGGAAGCUCGAUGAAGAAUCUGCUGGAAUUGACAAUGCCAACGGCAGAGCACUACGCAGCAGAACGAUUCCAGAUCAAGAGAUCGAGCACGAGAAGGGAGCAAAUUGUGCUAGCUGCAUUGCUGCAAAGAAAAAGUGUACCCUGAAGACCGGCCAUCCCUGUGCACGCUUCCAAAACCAGAAUGUGGAGUGUGUCAAGUGGACAGGCAAUUUGGGUGUCGAGCCUAGCCCGACCAUUGAGGCUGAAUUUACAGCACCGCGGAUGGUCGAGGCCGCUAGCCUGAGCAGUCAGACUUCAACUAGCAUACCGAUAGUGGCAGACGACACUAUGCAAAUCGAUACCGAACUACUUAUUCCACCCCGACGAUCAUCAGUCCUAGAUUCGCCGCAGGCUGAACCAUCAGCACCACUGAACAUCGAGAGCUCUUCAGGUGCCUCGCGCCUCCCAACAGGCACGUCGGUCAAUCCUGUCGUACUCGAUUCACCACCAGAUUCGCCGAUUCUGUCAGCAAGCAGGGACUCAGUGAGAGAUCUCGUUACAUACUGGGCUCACCCUAUGAACUUCAAGCAUGCCAAGAGCGCUGGACCAUGCGAUUUCUGCAAUGAUUUCAGAUUUGGAAUAUUUGGCCAUGGUCGCAUCACGGCUGAGGUCGUUCAAUAUCCAGGGUCUACUGAACUCGAAGAGACAGGCAACGGUCACCGUUCCAAUGGCAAGGAUGCCACUCGCAUGUGCGUCAUCUGUGCUUUACAACGCAUCCACAUCUCAAGAUGCACAGUUCACGACUUCAGAACCCUCAGAAUACAGCCAGAUGCGCACCCACCUACACUUUACUUGCAGCAGCUACACGCAGAAGUGCGAGAUCCACCAAUUGCAAAUACUGCCUAUUUGACCUGCAAAUUAUGCCCUGGGCUCGCAGUCUGGCGCUGUUGUGUCGACAAGGAGUAUGAUUUGGUAGGCAAGCCGCUUGUUGACGGUCAGGGUCGAGGCAAAGGCUGUGGACUUAGACUAUGCAACGCAUGUAAAGUUCUAGUUCAAGGUUUCGGUGGUGUUUUAGAGAAAGAAAGGAUCAUGACUGCUUACGGCCAGGGAGUUCGAGCUGAUGUUGAAUUCUUGUUCAAAGAUAGUCUUCUCCACCAAGCAUAUUUUCCUCCGAGAAACUGACUGCCUGACUUCAAAAGCCAGACCAAGCGGCCUUGGUAUAUUGCGUGGAGUGAACAAAAGAUAUUUUGGCUUAGAUGAUCGCUUGGAUUGAAUGAACGAUACUUUGGCUUGGAAUGAAGAUCGACUUAGUUUGAAGAGAGCUCACGUGGAUCAGG